Messenger RNA from Gadus morhua (Atlantic cod), 1608 nucleotides. Its product is annotated as proteinase-activated receptor 2. Gene Ontology annotation, biological process: positive regulation of Rho protein signal transduction; blood coagulation; thrombin-activated receptor signaling pathway. Bases 214 to 1359 code for a protein of 381 amino acids. Gene Ontology annotation, cellular component: plasma membrane. The record is from RefSeq and is a predicted model, not a curated record. The transcript has 2 exons. Lineage: Eukaryota; Metazoa; Chordata; Actinopteri; Gadiformes; Gadidae. Gene Ontology annotation, molecular function: thrombin-activated receptor activity.
AGGAACUAUUUGUCUGAAUUCUAAAUCCAUGAAAUAACAUCUCCAGCAACUGGGCGUAGAUGGUAUUGUCAACGUUUGGUCACCUGACUGAGUGACAUCACGACUAUAUAGAUCAGGUAAAGUUGUGAAACAAGAUAACUGCGGAAGACCGGAACAGAGCCUCUGACUAUCGAACGCUUUUAUGUUAAGUCUCUGGUUAAAGUCUCUCAAGCGAUGAAGCCUGGCUGUGUUUCUAAGUUCCUGGUACUAUGUUUUUUCCUCAACAUAUCAAAGUCUAUGGCCGAUAAGGCAUCCGACUUCCGAGGCUUCAUUGGAGUGGAGGACGAUGCAGGUGUGAGCAGCAUCAGAGGUGAGACGGUCUUGAAGAGUCCGCUGACCACAGUCUUCCUCCCCAUCGUCUACAUCAUCGUAUUUGUCGUGGGUCUGCCUGCCAAUGCUCUGGCCCUCUGGGUGUUUCUAUUCCGGACCAAGAAGAAGAACCCGUCCUCCAUCUUCAUGGCCAAUCUGGCGCUGUGUGACCUGCUCUUUGUCAUCUGGAUCCCUCUGAAGAUCGCCUACCACUUCAACGGCAACAACUGGAUCUACGGCGAGGGUCUGUGCAAGGUCCUGGUGGGGUUCUUCUACGCCAACAUGUACUGCUCCACUGCCUUCAUCGCUUGCAUCAGCAUUCAGCGCUACUGGGCUGUCGUCCAUCCAUUGUCCCGGCAACGAAAGGACAACGCCGUGAGUGUGGCCAUCUCCGUGGUGAUCUGGCUGGCGGUCUGGGUCCUAACAACGCCCCUCUUCCUGUACGACCAAACGGUGAGGGUCAUCAAUAUGGACAUCGUUACGUGCCAUGACGUCACCCGUCUUAGCCAGAGGGAGUUGGCGGCGGGUUACUUCCUGACCAUGGGCAUUCUGGGAUUCGUAGUGCCGGCGGCGGUGUGCGUGGUGGCCUACGUGCUGAUGCUCAAGGCCCUGCGGAGCUCCAUGACGGACGAGGCCAUCGCCAAGAAGCGACGCAAGGCGGUGGUGCUGAUCAUCACCGUGCUGGUCAUGUUCCUGGUGUGCUUCAGUCCCAGUAACAUCAUGCUGCUGGUGCACUAUGGCCUCCUGCUGGCCCAGAGGACCAACAACGGCUACGGCUUCUACAUUACCACCCUGUGCCUGGCCAGCCUCAACAGCUGCAUCGACCCCUUCGUCUACUACUUUAUCUCGGAGGACUUCCGCGAACACGUACGAAACACGCUUAUCUGCCGCAGCCAGCGCAAGGCAGAGCGCAUGCGCGUGUCCUUCAGUGCACUCAAGAACUCCAAGAACUCCAAGAAGAGUACGUACAGCUCUGACAGCUCUGGGAAGACCCAGAGCAGCAGCUGCUGACCGCGGGGAGCGUGUUGGACUUGGCGGGUGCUGCCUCACAACGCGGCACACUUUUUAACAUUUUAACAAGAGCUUGUUUUCCUAUGAAUUUGUAUAUACUGUGAAUUAGAAUUGUUUGUUUUUUAUCAGGUCCCUGGUGUUGCUGGUAUCCGACCAGCAGUAUAUUGUCUAAAUAAGGCAUGUUGUUUCUGUUUAUGUUUUACUCCAAUAUGUGAUAUUCUUUUAAAUAAAACACAUUGCUCGAAUGGA